Ramularia collo-cygni is the source of this 675-nucleotide messenger RNA. RefSeq lists its product as uncharacterized. The transcript has 2 exons. The record is from RefSeq and is a predicted model, not a curated record. The coding region runs from base 1 to 675 and encodes 224 amino acids. Lineage: Eukaryota; Fungi; Ascomycota; Dothideomycetes; Mycosphaerellales; Mycosphaerellaceae.
AUGCACAAGGAAAGCUCAGUGAAUCUCUCCAGCGUGCCCGAUUACGCUUGCCCCAACUGUGCUGCCGCCGCCGCUGCACGACAUGCCCACCCAAGACCCUCAAUGGAGGCCAUGCAGGCAUACUCAAGCUCAAAAGCAUUGCCACCUUUGGCACACGACCACCGCAUGCCAGAUAUGAGCCACGACCAUUCCCGUCCCGGGACUGGCUACUCGAAUAACUCUGUCUUGCAGCCCAUGCAGUCUCAGCCAUAUCGUCAACAACCUCCCCACCAAAACCACGACCCUGGUUUCUCCUCAAGGCCCGUUAGCUGGGGUAGACGCGCAACAACUGAGAAUGUUGGUCAAGACGUGCCCUCCGGCUACUCUCGACCCGUCACACCUCCAUACAGCGUCACCUCUGAGCAAACCGGCUGGAACUCUGGUCAACAGUAUAACAAUAUCCCUGGACCACCAUCCCUGGACGGCCGCUCAAACAAUCGACCAGUGAGCUGGAGACGAGCGACCGAUCAGAGAGGGCCAGGCUACUACCCAGACACUGCGGGUAGCAGCAGAGCACCUUCAGAAGCUGGGUCAAAUCAUCCACGCAACCAGUCCAAAAACAUGGAGUCGUCUKCUUAUGAAGCUGGCUUCAGAGAUGCUAUUGCGAGGUUGAGGGCUGAUGCCGAAAGAUGGUAA